Messenger RNA from Brenthis ino (lesser marbled fritillary), 2457 nucleotides. The record is from the annotation of a GenBank genome assembly. Lineage: Eukaryota; Metazoa; Arthropoda; Insecta; Lepidoptera; Nymphalidae.
AUGGUGAUAGCAAAGAGCAAAAAAGUUAAGCCUCUAAUGAACAACACAAUAAAAAAUAUGGAUUACAACUGGACACCUGGUCCAGAACCUCCCAAUAAUCAAGAUGUGGGCGUACCAAAAGCAAUCUUCAUUCCACAUUCAAAUUCCUUGCCAUUUGAUGAAAGACGCGUCACAUUGGAACAACCAGUCAAGAUUGGAAGAAACGUAUACCGAGCAACACCGUCAACAACGAACACAAUAUUUGAAUGCAGAGUGCUCUCGCGACAUCAUGCCACCCUUUACUAUGAAAAGGGACACUUUUACCUUGUAGAUAACCAAAGCAGUAAUGGCACGUUCGUGAACAACAACCGGUCCACGUUGACGAAGGAGCCGCACGAGGUGUUUUCGGGGGAUGUGGUCCAGUUCGGCAUUCCCGUCGUAGAGAAUGCUGGUAAUUCGGAAAAAAACACAUUUCCUCCAGUAGUAGCUCUUCUCAAGUUAUAUCACCCAGAUGGCAAAGAAGCGAAAUUGUCAUUUAACCCUACCAUGACUACACCUCUUCAUCUCAAGGAGUUGUAUCAGCUAAAUAACUUUGUACAGGAGGCGAUCCAGCGCGAAGCGUCGCUCGAAAGUCGGCUGCGCACGCUGCGCGAGUGCGUGGAGCGCACGCGCGCGGAGGCGGCCGCGUCGUGGGAGCUGUUCGUGGGCGAGCAGCGGCUGCUGAUGCGCGUGCACACGCUCGAGGCGAUGCUGGCGGCCGGCAAGCACCCCGACGCGCACCACGUCGCCCAGCUGCUCAGCGAUAAGCGCAAUUAUCAGGAAGUGGCACAAGAGAGCCUCCGCACGGCGCACGAGCAGCGCCUGGCGCUGGAGGAGUCGCUGGAGCGGCGCAGUCGCGAGGCGGCCGCGCUGCACCACCACAACUACGCGCUGCGCCUCGCCGCCACCAACGCGCUGCAGGAGCUGCAGAAAUUAGCUGCGCGUUGUGAUCGCAAAAUGUGUGCUGCGCGCCUCGCCAUCGCCGCCGCCGAGGAACGGGAAAUGACGCUGCGGAAACACCUUCCACUUGCUUACACAGUCCAAAAUGGUGAAGCGAAAAUGUUGAUAGUGAGCACCGAUAGUAACAAGCUGCAGGAGGCCAAGCGCAGUGGGUCGCUCGAGGACGCGGUGCGCGCGCUGCCCGACUACAUCAAACUGCUGCUUCCCCAGAAUUUGCUGAACAAGGUGGGCAUCAAAGCAAUAUCUGCCGAAGGAAAGUCAGCGAAGGAGUUCGAAUUAAUAUUGAUGAAAAAUAAUGUGUACAAUUCUGAAGAAAGAGAAAAACAAGAAGCAGAAGACGGUGAUGUAGGCAGCAGCGGAGAGAAGAGCAGUGAAGCUGACCUCUGCACUGACGAUGAAAAGCAUUUGCGGCUUAACCAUGACAACUCUUUACUUACAUUGAAGAAAGAUAACGGUCCCAAUGAAGGUGUGAUUGACGGAGGUCAUGAAGUUGAAUCUUUAAGUCCUCUAGAUGGAGAGCUGCGUCCCGACAACAACGCUAACUCUACAUACAGUGAACCGGACAUGAAAGAGGACUCGCCCAGCAAAGGGAACAUCGAAUACGCGAACAUCCUCCGCGUGAUGGCGGGGCUCAACGAGGAGAUCAGGGCGCUGCGCGAGCGCGUGUCGGCCGCCGCGGCGGAGAACGAGCAGCUGCGCGGCGUGCGCGACGAGCUGCUCGCCGCGCAGGAGGAGUGCAAGCAGCCGCCCGACGCGGACGAUGCGGCCGCCUAUCGUGCUAGGAUUGCAGAUUUGCAGGAGCAACUGUCUCGGUCGACCGUAGCCGAGGAGGCAAACAUCGCGGAGAUACAGCGGCUGGCGUCCAAUGCGGCAGAGAUGCAAGCCGAGCUUGCCUUCCGUCCCACGCGCGCCGACAUCGACGACCUUACCGCUGUCGUGGGCAAGCUGCGUGCUGACCUGCUCGCUAGAGAUCGACUCAUCGAAAGGCUGCAGGCCACAGUCAAUACCACCACCAACACCACCACCUCUAUCACUACUAAAAUCGACCGCGCAAUCGCAACGACACCUUCUCUAGAAGACCUCCGCGAAGACAAGAUCGACGCAAGGCAAAUAUCAGCGGAAAUCGACGAGAUGUUCCAGCUGGACUACGACGAGGAUGAGGAAACCGAUUCCGCCGUCACCGAGAUCAACAAGGACGACACGCAGCCAACCGAGUGCAGUGUCGUCAGCGAGUACGUGCGCCUCGACGACGACGAGCGCCUGCAGGUGACGCAGAACGGCACCCUGCACGUGCUCGUGGAGGAGGAGGAGCUGGUACGCGCCAAGGAGCGCCUGGUGGAGGUGAGCGCCGAGCGCGACCGCCUCGCCGCGCAGCUUGCCGCCACCAAGCACCUGCCCCUCCAACUGUCCUACGUAGCUACCUUCGCAGUGCCAUUCCUCCUCGCCUGGCUUUUCUAUCUACUCCUCCCCUACAUCUCC